Messenger RNA from Neohortaea acidophila, 1442 nucleotides. RefSeq names its product RAVE subunit 2/Rogdi. NCBI's taxonomy places the organism in Eukaryota, Fungi, Ascomycota, Dothideomycetes, Mycosphaerellales, Teratosphaeriaceae. The record is from RefSeq and is a predicted model, not a curated record. Gene Ontology annotation, cellular component: RAVE complex. The transcript has a single exon. Bases 67 to 1038 code for a protein of 323 amino acids.
GCCGGUCUAAAGACGCGGUGAGAACGUCACGGCCAUUCCCGCAUCACCGCGAGACCAUGACGAAUCAUGUCGACGUUAAUCUGGCCGCCGAUAGCGCCAGACGAACUCCUCCAAAAGCAGGAAGAUAACAUUGCGCGCGAGCUCGAAUGGCUCCUCGAGGCGCUGCAGGACACGCUGCAAUCCCUCAAAGACGGCCUACAAGAAUGCGCCGACUUGCUCGCCCCCCAAGACCCGGGGUCGACGCUCGUGCUGAGCUCCUUGCGGUCUGAGCAGCUCAAAGGCUACAUCACCCGCGUAGGCACACGCAUCAUGAAGGGCGAAAUCAGCCUGCGACUCCCCAGCAUCCCCGUGCCCCGAGGCCAGACGGCCUUCCGUCUUGCCAUCUCCAACCUCCCCGCCGCCUCCACCCUCUUCCUCGAACAGCUUGCCACCACUCGCACCCUCAUCAAUGCCUGCCUCGAUGUUGUAGACGCCACGCGCUGGACAGGCGAUAGGAAGAACGCCGACUUCAUCUCUGGUCAGAUGAUGUUACUGCACGACAACAUUCAAGAAGCAAGAGGCGCAUUGAGAGGAUGGACGGCGGAUCAGAAAGCGUGGCAUGAAGACCCUGUGCCCGGCGAUGCUUUCCAGCCUCCGCUCCCCGAUCACAUCUCCUUCCACCUCACCAUCUCCGAAGCCGCUAUUCUCUUGAACGUGCGCACGCUCGAGCCCGCCUACUCCACCACCGGCACCAACACCCCGCUCUCCUUCGUCUCCAGUUCAUCUGGACAGCAUUCCUACACCGGCUUCUCCCUCCGCGAUCGAUUGUCUGCCGUGCUGGGAGGGGGCCGACAAGUGUUCCACGACGAGGCCCACGAAGUUUUCCAGUACAAAGGGCAAGAAGUGCGCGUGAGGGAAAAGGUGCGAGUGGAGAGUCAAGAUCCCAGUCUGAUGGCGGCUUAUGCCAAGUUGGGCGCUUUGGAGAGGAACAUUGCCGUGGCGAGGAGGGCGUUGGGUGUGGUGAUGGGCAAGGGGUUGGAUGAUGUCGAAGACGGGUGAGGUAGGAACGAUGACUAUGAUUUGUGCACAUGUUCAGAGAUAUGCUCGACGGGCAACAAGUGUGACGUGAUCAGUCCUAGGACCACCGCCUGAAUCGAGCUGCCAGGCUAGACUUGCCGGAAGACGACAGGCAGCCGGCGACAAUACGGAUGAUUCUAUGACCCGAUUCCAAUCGAGCUCGAAGCUUUAUCCGGAACAUACAAGGCUUGUCGGUCGACUUCGCUAAAGCGUUGUAUAUUUGCAUGGCUAGGUACUCUACUCCAUCAUCAAGACUGGGUGGCAAAGUCCAGCCUUGCUCAGCGCUCGGCAGUCUACAGCUGACCAAUCAGCGAUCGCGAAUACUUCUUAUCGCGUCGAUUAUCAAUCUCCAGAAAAUCCAUGAAUCUCAACCUCAUCAUUCGCGC